Syngnathoides biaculeatus (alligator pipefish) is the source of this 911-nucleotide messenger RNA. RefSeq names its product transmembrane protein 88 (gene tmem88bl). Gene Ontology annotation, molecular function: PDZ domain binding. The record is from RefSeq and is a predicted model, not a curated record. Gene Ontology annotation, cellular component: plasma membrane. NCBI's taxonomy places the organism in Eukaryota, Metazoa, Chordata, Actinopteri, Syngnathiformes, Syngnathidae. The transcript is spliced from 3 exons. Bases 257 to 769 code for a protein of 170 amino acids.
AGCAAUUCUUCCAUGCGGGAGAGAGAGAGAGAGAGAGAAAAAAAUACAACCCUCCUUCGGCCACGUGAGCGUGCACGCGGUGCUCGCGCACGCGGGCUCGGGUCGCGCGCGCCCCAACCAGCUGAAAGUGUCCUCGCGCUCCGCCGUCACCUCAACUGGCAGCUGAUUAUUUGAUUUGAUUUUUUUACCCCCUCUCAGCACAUCAUUUGAAAUCUCGUGAGCGCAAGUCCAACCGUAUUUCGAAUCCACUAGCAGGAUGUGCGGCACCGACGUCGACCUGGACGGGGGAGGCUCGGUCGAGGAGGAAGACCUGUGGAUGGGCGAGCGGGUGAAGAUGCUGCCCCCUCCCGUGGCCCACAGCGGGGGGUCCGCGUGGGGCGGCCGGAGGAGCGGGUGGGGCUGCGUGGCGUGCGGGGCGGCUCUGGUCCUUUGGAACGUGGCCGUGAUCCUGGCUGGUGCUUUCCUCCUGACGCUGGUCUUCUCCGUGGUGCUGCUGCCCGCAGUGGCGCUGCUCUACGUUGGAUUCUUGUGCCAUUCCAGGAUCCUGCACAGCUCGUCGGCCGUCUGCAAUUACCUUGACGACAACAGCUGCUCGGCCCUCAUCAUCCUGGGCUUUGUGAUGAUGUCGCCGCUGGUGGUGGCGGCGGCGGCGGUCUUCUGCGGCCUGCUGCGAAGGUUCCGGCUCCUGCUUCUCGUUCAGCCGGUCGGCCGCGCGCGGUACAGGGGGAGCCUGAUGGAUUGGGUGGGAAGCGUCCACGCUUGGGUCUGAUUGCCGCCGUAAGGUCGUGACCAAAAAAAAAAAAAAAAAAAAACAGCCUGAAGUGUUGAAUCUAAAGUAGCCUUUUCUAACCUCAUAUAUUGCCUCGAGGUGUGUUUCCACGCCUUUACUGAGCGAAGGCACUUAUUUUACC